AUGGUGGACGCGCGCGUGGCGGUGGAGGUGCAGAAGAUCACCGGAGAGACCUUUCAAUGCCACGUGGACUCCGACGCCACGGUGCAGCAGCUGAAGACCUCCCUCGCCAGGGAAGCCAGCGUGCCUGCGCUCUGCCAGCGCUUGCUGUUGCGCGGCGUCUCCUCGGACGCCGCGCGUGAGCAUCUCCUGCCCUUCUUUGCCUGCCAGAUGCAGCGGGCCGUCGAUCUCAUCGAGCGCAGGAACUUGGGCGAAUUGAAAAGCUUGAUGCGGCCGCCGCCCGACCUCCUCGAUUGCUGCCGCGUCGUCCUUCACAUGUUGGUUGGGAAUCCCACGAUGGCUGCUUCGCGCAUAGCCCACGACAAAGUCGGGCUUCCGAGGGAGACCGACUGGCGCGCCUGCCAGCGCAUGAUGGCUUCCCCUCAAGACUUGCUCGAAGCCAUGUACUCCUUCGUGGAGGAUGUCCGCCGUGGCCAUGUGCAAGCCCAGCCCAUGCAGGCUGCCGAGGAGCUCGCGGCCCAACUCGGGCCGCGCUUCACGCCGGGCCUCCAACGACGCCUCAGCGGUGCCGGCGCCGCCUUCUGCGAGUGGGCCUUGGCCGCCCUGACGUUCUAUCGAUUGCACAUGGCCGCCGCUGCUGGAAACGAAGUGUCGGUGGAGUUGGAGGACCCUGUCCCGGUACAGUUGUACUUGGCAUGCAAGAGUGUUGACGGCUUGCUGUCCCUCGUGGCCGACAUUGAGCCAGCCGUGAAGGUUCUCUCCUCUGCCACGGCAGGGAGUGCUCUUCAGAUCGAGGCGCUUGAGGCGCUGGGCUCCCUGGGGCCGAAAUCCUCUGAGCGCGCCCUGCGGCUGCUGGCGAGCUGGCUGACCUCAUCCUCACUGGACCUUCGCAAGGCGGCGUUGCAUGCCAUACAGCAAGGCUGGCAGGCGGACGACGAGGAGUGUGCUACCGUGCUCCUUGAAGUUUUGCCAGACUUCUCCACUGGAGUUGCGGCUCCACGGCAAGAGGCCCUGGAGGCCCUCCUGCAUGCCAAGCCGGACCAUGUGGGCGUUCUGGACCGCAUCGUUGGCGGUCUGAACGUGGGCAACGAGGGUGACCAGCACGUCAGCCUCAGCUAUUUCGAGCGCGUGGCAGAGGCUGCGGAUGCCGAGGCUUUGGUCCAGCGAACCUUGGCCCAACUGUUUCGAGACGGCCCUGGACGGCCGCCAGCCCCGCAAGAGGCCAUCAUGAACGCCUUGGCCCUGGCAAGCGCGAGAGCCUAUGGCCAAGCCCGGGCGGGGCUCCUGCUGCGCCUCGUGCCCACGGAGCCUCACUGGGUGCAGGUUCUCGCUGCUGCAGCGGCUGCAAAGGUCCUCCGAGAGGAUCCGGAGCUGUUGGCGGCCAUGUCUGCAUGCAAGCACAACCUCGGCACCGAGGACCAGGUGUCCCUUCUUCAGAGCCUGGUCGCGCUGUCGCCUGCUGCCCUGGGCGAGGUGGUUGCCAGCCUCUGCUUGGCCAUGGAGAAGGCUGAGGCUCGCAGCCGCUUGCUGGUCCUCCGGGCCCUGAUCCUCCAUGCGCCCGAAGGUGAUGAGGGAGCCCUAUCUCUGGCGCUGCAGUACCUGGGCCGGUCAAGCUCCAUCAUGCGGCAGGAGGGUUGCGAGGGUCUCCUGUUGGCCGCGCGGCUGGUGCGGAAGAUCGGGGCGGAAGCCGCGGUGAAGGAGUCAGAAGCGAUGCUCCUGGACGCGUUGACGGGCCACUUGGCCCGGACGGGUGACAAGUUCCUUCUGCUGACGCUGCUCUCGUGGUGCCGAGACUUCUCCGCGGAGGUGGGAUCUUCGGCCUUUGUCGGCCUCGCCAAGGGCUUCCGUAAGCAGAACCCUCAGAUCAGAGAAGUCUGUGCAAGGGCGUUCGAAAGGCUUCUCCCUUUCGGCAACGCCCAUGCGGCCACCGCUGCACUGGUGGAUGUCAUCCAGCUCGAUCACUUCGACUGGUCGCGGGUGCUUGCUGCCAACCUGCUCCCCAUAGCUGUUGAAGCCGGUGACAGCGAAAACUCCAGGGCUGUCCCUGCGCUUCUCGAGCUGGCGAAGGACAGCAACCUAGCAGCAGCGUGA
This is a messenger RNA of Symbiodinium natans, 2088 nucleotides long. Lineage: Eukaryota; Dinophyceae; Suessiales; Symbiodiniaceae. The record is from the annotation of a GenBank genome assembly.